CCCCAAAUGCAUGGUUAUUAUGAAUGUAAUUACGUCUGCGCGCUCCUAUUCAACAUGUACACAUGCAUGCGGAUGUCUUUGAAUAACAUGCAUUAGCAUCAUACACACGCACACACACAAAUUGAUAAAGUGCGUGUUGAGUUGUGUGUGCAUUAACUAUGCUGCAGGGAUGCAAAGCACACACACUCGCAUGCGACAGUGGGUGAGUUCAUAUCGUACGAAGACAGCGUACUUGUAUGCCGGCGUUCAAACGUUCAAGCGUUCAAGCUGGCACCAGAAAGCUCGAGUCUACAAACUGUAAUUAAAGUAUUUAACGUCUGUUAACGCUUACUGGAUACAUGUGGAAUUGUUAGUCAGUAAAUACCUAACGAGGUUUUGGUGACCUCAUAAACACUUGUGGAUAGCGCUGCUGUGACUGGAUUUUUUUAAGGGGUAAACCCGGCUUCCGCGUGGAUUAAUAACGUCCGCCCCGCUUGAAUAAUGUUGAAAUGCAUAUGACUGGCCGUUCAAAGGUAAAACAUAGAGUCUUGUACGUCAGCGGGUCAUUUAACAUCCGGCGAAUUCUCCAAUAACAGCUCUCGCUAACAAACAAACCUCAAUUACGCUCGGGCCAUCUAUCUCAUCUCGACCUAAAUCAACCGAGAAUUGGGAGCUCUGGGCCCGCGCGCACACACACACGCACGCACAACUCAAUAACGCACACUACUUUCUAUCCACGGCGACCUCGCAGAGUAGGGUCAUGCAAUGUCUGUUUCGAUCGGGAGUUGAUUAGGUGAAAUUGCUCUCCGUUUGUUUUACGCUGGUUUAGUUUUGCAGGAAUCAAUAUAGACAGGGCCUGCAUUCACUCCGGUCGCGUGCUUCGCUCACGGCAGCAUUUACAGAAUCAUCCCACUGUGGAAACUCGUGGUGCACUACAGUGGCGGGACACUCGUGUGUGCAUAAACCCGCAUAAUUUAGAGCGGUGUCUAGAUACUGCGGUUGGUUAUCUCUCCCCUGAGCGGGCUGAGGAGUAAAGAAGAAACUGGGAAAAUCAUCUUGAGAGUUAAAAGACGAACGGCAACAAGUGAUGGUGGACCUGUUUAUGAUUGAUUAAAAAGCGUUCGGCCAUGAUGGAUUGGUGACGGGUUCGCUCUAUCGGAAGUAGACAGCGAGUGAGUAUCCGGUGUCAAGAUCCGGGAAAGAUUCGUAGAAGAGAGCUGUUGAAAUAACGCUUUGGUGGAAGACUCGUUGUCUGUACUAACCAGGAGAGGCUACUUGAUUUAACUUCACAGAACACCCUGUUUACAAUAUUUUUGACUUCUCGGCAUAAUUUUCACGAGCAAGCAUAUGCCAAAAGAGACUUUGAAUGAGUAAGGAGGGACAGUACGCUCUUUUGAAACAAUAUUUCAUUUCAAAAUUUUCAAGGAUUCCCUGAUAAAAUACAUUAUUCUUCAAAACCAUCCUAGUCGCGACUGAACUGCGACUCAGACAGAGAAGGCAGAACGUACAAACCGCAAGUUCCUUUAACAAUUUAGAAAACGCACAAGGAUAAGAGUGGAUACAACAAAUUAAAGGUGAAUUGCAGAAGACAGACUGGCUAAGCCUAACGGGUUUUCGCUCGGUGCUUUUUGACCGUAACAAUGUCUCCAGGUCGGGACGGCUCCCCAAGUGUUACACAGCUAAAGGACCAGAGAUUGAGUGUCUAUUGUUCACCUAGGUUCUGUCGCAGGAGCAGGUACCUUGAGACGGCUUGUGUGAACUCUAUGCUAGAGAAGAAGGACGAUUUUGGUUGGCAACGAGCUUUCAAUCCGCGUUACUUCACCAAGGGGUUGUCCUCGCCGCCACGACAAGACGGAAAACGCGCCACCUCCGCAAACGGGGUAAGUUCAUCCUUUCCGUGCCGCCGCCGAAAGUUUGCCUCACAGUCAACACUGUCACAUCUGUCGUCUUCAGACACUGAUUCACUCGGGUGUUCUCACCUCAUGGCGAACCUUGACAUAAGCUCACCGAUAAUCACCACCAAUGACGCCAGUCCGACGGAUGGAAACCCAGCGGCACCUGAUACGCCGACGCUUCUUCCAAAACGACAGAAGCAGCGUCCUGUAUCACUUGCCCUGCUCGAUAACCACGCCUCGCAGAGUUUGGAUUCUAACGCCAAUGGUGAGCAUUUAGGCUCCGCUUGUUGCAGUCUCCAUGUGCGAAAGGACCGAGCGGCUGAUAGAAGCCCCGCCGGUUCAGCACGGGCGAUUCCCACCUCGUCAAAGGGUCUCAACCCGCCAUCCUACAACCCCUUGAGCAAGUCCUGUUCGGACUUACGCGUGGGUGCGAUAGACGAAUGCUGCAUGAUUCACCGUAACUUUAGCUGCAGGUGUCCCAGUCACCUAUCACUUCAGUCUGCGCGCGUAUCCACUCCUUCAGACUCGCGUACGGGCUCUAGAAUAAGCCUUUUAUCGGAAGGGGUUGAAUCCUACGAGGGACUCUAUGAAAAGGCCUACAGAGCCACGUACGUGAUGGACAGGGAUAGACUGGUGCACGAGUCUAAGGUCUCCCCUGAUAGACUGGUACGAGAAUGGUUAGCGAGACAAGAGGAGGUAUCCCAGCAUACACCUGAACCACAGGAAGUUCAACAAUGAUCCACUUGAAAAAGACCUGUUUACUAAUGUGUUUCAAUGCAUAUAUAUUAUGUCUCUACCGAACCCCUGGGGCCAGUUCCUCAAAACCGUCGUAAGUCUUAUUUAUUGGACAUCCCAUAGAAACGCGUGUUAAUCUGUAACACACGUUUCAAUGGGAUGUCUAAGAAGUUAGACUGAUGACGGUUUCAAGAAACGGCCCCCUGGUUACCAACUAAUUGACUCACAUCCCAAGGAUAACAUCUCGAGGGAUUGAAUUCACUGUGCAUACAUUUUUAUCUUGUGCUAUGACGGGCAAUAGACCGGUAUACUAAUAUAUUCAAAUUGUAUGCAUUCUAUUUAAAGAAAGGUUAUUCUUGACAACCCGAACAAGUAAUGAUGCAUACUGGAUUCAAAGUAUUCUAGUUCAUAAACAGCUUAAUGGAAUACCUCGUCACUAUAAUAGGUCUUCAUGAAAGAAACAACCAUCAAUUUGAAUAUGUUUGUAAACUUGCUUAUUCUCUGGCAAGUUUUUCAGUCGUCAAAAAUAAACUUUGUUUAAAAAUAUGCAUACAAUUGGUAAACAGGUCCAUUUAAUGUAUUUGUUAUUAUAAUCCUUAAUGUACAGUACGUGUUUUCACCCAAACAAGCUUGUGAUUGACACAUUAUUUUGUGAGGCAGUAGCUGCAAACGCUUUACUCUUAGUAAUAGAUUAUUAAAUUCUAGGAAGGUUUUGAAAUAAUUACUUAUAUCCCCUAUUUAGAACCCCUAUCAUAUAAUAAUAAUCAUAAAAUAAUAGUAAAAAAAUAAUUAUAUUUAUUAUUAUAAUAAUGAUGAUAAUAAUAAUAAUAACAAUGAAAGUGGUAGUGUUGUAAAACGAGGGAAGCCUUAUCCGCAUCCAUUUAAACUUGUUGUUCCUGAGAGCCCUUCAAUUAUUAUUACUCCAGCAUUUGCCAGGUACCCAUAAACACCUGGGUGGAGACUGGCGAGAGUAUAUUAAUGUCUUCCCAAAGGACGUUAGUGAAUGAACCACUUUAUAAUGAUACCUCCACAAGUUCCUUUAGGGAAAUACAUAGGCUACAAAUUUGAAAAAAUUGUCAACACUGUUUGUUUUAGAAAAAGCAGUCACCAGCUACAUGAUAAAAAGGUAGAUUCUCUAUUAAAAAAGUGGUUUGGAGGACCUGAUACAUUUCAGUAAUAAUAGAAAUUGCCAUAUAUUCUCUGAAAUUUCACCACAAAUCUCCAAGAAAUUUAGAAAAUUAAAUCAUUAUCAUCUUAUAAUCAAAUACCAUCCUUCAAAACUGAAAUAGUAAUUAUUUUAAUAUCCACUGAAAGAAAUGCACAAGAAACAGCUCUUUGAUAACUAUUUGUUAUCACAGUUGAUACAAGGUCAUAGUCGAGAUAUUAGAGGCUUUAGUGCAAAGCACAUAUUUGUAUAAUUCACUACACUUCGCGGGCUUCUUUAUCUGUAUAGAAUUAUGUAAAUAACAGUAAAUUUAUAUAUUUUAUGUUACAAUAUGAUAUUUAUUAUGUGUGGUGUGUUUAAGUGUAAACCAAUAUAUGAUAUUUUAGUUUUGUAAUGUAACAAUUUAUCAAAAUAUGUUUAGAAUAUGUGUUCACCUGUAAAUGCAUUUAUCUUCCUUUUUUAUCUACAGUUUCGAAAAGAAUACAUUUUCACCUCGUGAAAUAAUGUCAUCUUGUAAAAACCGUUAAAAACGCAAUCACAAGUACUUCAGAAAAAUCAUCUCAAUGACAUUUCAACUGCUCAUUGCAUAUCCCAAUGAAAUUAUGUUCGGAUUACACAAUGCGUAAUUUAAUGGGGGGGGGGGGGAUUUAAAAACAGUGAUGGACAAGGUUAUGAACUUAAGUUUUAUUUUGUUCAAAAGUCUUUGCGAAGGUGUUAUAUAUAUAAUAUUUAAGUAUUAUCAAUAGGCAUAUUGUGGAUGUGAUUUUUUUUUUAAUGUGCGAAAUAAAUUUACCAGCUGUGAGAUAUCAAGCAGCGGGCAAUGUGAAGCU
Messenger RNA from Strongylocentrotus purpuratus (purple sea urchin), 4604 nucleotides. RefSeq lists its product as uncharacterized. The transcript is spliced from 2 exons. Bases 1620 to 2612 code for a protein of 330 amino acids. The record is from RefSeq and is a predicted model, not a curated record. Lineage: Eukaryota; Metazoa; Echinodermata; Echinoidea; Camarodonta; Strongylocentrotidae.